AUGGAGGACUUCGAGGACUUUGUGAGCAAUGAAGACGAUCAAGUUGACCUCGAAGACAUUACAGAGCCCUGGCAUAAAUAUGAUCUAAAGGAAACGUCGCACGUUUUCUAUCCCAUUUGUGUCGGGGAAGUGCUUAAUGGGAGAUACCUAGUAGAGCAUAAAAUCGGCUUUGGCGGCUUCUCCACUGUCUGGAUGGCGCAUGACCUUCAGAAAAAGAGGGAUGUGGCUCUCAAGAUACUGUGCGCUGGGAGUUUGGGAGACAAUGAGGCCCGGAUGCAGGACGAAAUCCUUCAAAAUGUGCAGGAUACCUCUCACCUUGUGACAUAUUUGGGGAGCUUUCUACUCUCCUGA
Molecule: messenger RNA, 351 nt
Organism: Talaromyces rugulosus
Lineage: Eukaryota; Fungi; Ascomycota; Eurotiomycetes; Eurotiales; Trichocomaceae
Exons: 1
Coding region: 1-351 (116 amino acids)
Biological process (GO): regulation of mRNA processing; spliceosomal complex assembly; protein phosphorylation
Molecular function (GO): ATP binding; protein kinase activity
Source: RefSeq, a predicted model, not a curated record